GCCCACCAGUUCCUUCCUCACAAGGGCGCCGGGCAGCUCCCGAGCCCACAGAGAUGCCGCGGGAUGCGGGCGGCGGGCGAGGGGCAGAGCCCGAGCCCGGCAUUACGCAGGGCGCCUCUCCCGCAGCGGGACCUGGCCACGCCGUUCCCUCCAGGAAGCGCGAUUUCCCCUCAAAAUCGCCCCCGGCCGGCCCCCGGCCACGCCUCGCCAGCCCGGCCCCCGGCUGGGCCUCAGGCCGCCGCCGCCCGCCCUCCUCCCCGGUCGCUCCCGGGGCCGCCGGUGACGGCGACGGCGCGGCGGGAGCACUCACAUCCGUCCGCGUCCUCCUGCAGAUCCUCCUGGAGCAGCGAGAGGUCUGCGCCGAGGGGAGAGAAGAAAGGCCGGGUGGUAGGUGAUCAGCACCAGCUUCCAAGUGCAGAGCGGGGCCCCGGCCCGGUGUUCCGACCCCGGCUCACGCCGUCCUGUCUGGGUGACUCCCCUUCACCUCCAGCCGCACCCGAGGCCUCCGCAGGGGUGAUCUGCUGAGGUGGAGAACACACCAGGGCUCGUCGGGGCGUGCCGCCCUGGCGGUCUGGUCUCUUGGCUGGGAGAGGGAAUUCGAAAUUGGUAAUUAGCUUGUCCUUUCUGGUUGUAGUCAUAACCAAGGACACUAUACUGGCGUGUAAUGCCUUUGAAGAAUAGUCUAAGAAACUGGAUCCUCUAAAAUUCAUAAUUUUGUGUAAUAAUAUAGGUUCUACAUAGCCGUUCCAAAAACUGCCCUCUCAGAUAUCAUGAGAUGGAACGCGUAUUGUAUGAUGUGUACAUAUUACAUUUCUUAGAGUAAUAAUAAUUGGAAUGGAAUCUAUAACGCCGGGGGGUGUCUAAUUUUCUCAAAUAUUGAAUAACUAAAACUAUGGGUCAAACUGUCAUGUGGUAUUUCCCUCCUUCCCUUAGCAGAAUGCCCUUAGGUGAAUUCAGCUGACGCUAGCUCUAGACAUACACGGAAUCAGAAAUUCGCAAACUGUGAACAGAAACCAGUCCCAACUGACUCACUCCCCACAGUUUUGCUUGUCUGAGAUACUCGUCUUGUUGAUGCCUACCCUUCAGCAAUUGUGGGAGGAAGGAAGAGUGAAGAGGAUUUGCCUCUUGACACUAAAUGAUGAUCUUGCAACAACGCAAAAGCUACAGCGUGCCAACCAUGCCUCAGCCACUGGACAUAGAAAGACAAAGAAAGCUAUCUGGUUGAUUUACCCAGUAAGUCAGACUUAGAAUUCUCAGUGCUCGUGAUAAAGUAGAGCUUAUGUACCAAAUGCUAGCCUGGGAUGUGGAAUGGCUCACUCUGCCUUUGGUAGCUAGGCCUCAGUGGGUUUUAUCUCCCUCUUCUCUGGGAAGGCAGCAAAGGAGGAGGGUCUGUGUAGUUUUGUCCGUAUAGUUCAAGAGCUGUGCCUUUGGUUAUCUUACCUGCAUUACACGUUACAGCAGGUCCCUCUAGGCAGUACGGUGUUUAGACAUUUCAGUGAGGAUAUCUUGCUUUAUUCAUGGUUCAGCUCGAGUACCUGUUUUUUGACAUUUGAUUUUCUCUCUCUCCUUUCUCAAAGAUAUGGUAAAUGGUUUUUAAACCAGUAUUGACUCUAUAAAAUGAACUCUGUUCCCUCCUUAUAAAAAAUGAUAUUUCAACAAAGAAUAGCAAUCAUUAUCCUA
Molecule: messenger RNA, 1680 nt
Organism: Equus caballus (horse)
Lineage: Eukaryota; Metazoa; Chordata; Mammalia; Perissodactyla; Equidae
Source: RefSeq, a predicted model, not a curated record